CUUCAUUUGCUCUCUCCAUAAAUGCUAUUCCACCAUCUCAAUACGCCUGCAUGCAAUAACUCCUCUUUCGCCUGCCACAUCCACUCCAUCUCUUCUUCUCUCUCUCUCUCUCCUUGUCUGUUUCCUUCUUCAUCACCAUUAUUCAUCUUCCUCAUCAUCUCCAUCUCCACAACCCUUUUUAUUCCGAAACCCCUCAACCUAUACUACUAUUAAUCCAUAAAAACCCACUUUUCUCUUUCUUUCCUCGUAGUAAUAAUAAUAAGAGAGAAGAGUGUUUUUUCAUGUGUGCACCCAAAAUCGUUUUAGGCGUUAUAAACAUUAUAUUAUAUAUAGUCAAAGAUCCUCAUCUUUAUCCAGAGUGUCAAAACUCUUUUUUCCUAUAAUAUUAUUAAUAUUUUUGUACGUUAAUCGUGUUUUGUUUGGCUUUUUAUACGUAAUACAGAGAAACAGUACUUUUUUGAAAAAGCCACAAAUUAUUAUACUCAAUUUCUGCCCUACCUAUCUAUCUAUAUAUCUGUUACAUUACAUUACAUGUUGUAAUAUAUGUUGUUAGCCUAAUAGGACCAGAGAAUCUAUUAAAAGCUACCGUCACUAAGAGUCAACUCCCCAACAAAACCAAAACCUAAAUCCAAACCCAAAACAAAAUUUCUCUUCCAGCUGGCCAACAUUUUUUUUUUUUAAAAAAAAACCCCAAGUACGACUGAGUUUCUAUAGAAAUGAAUUUAUCGUCUAGGGUUUGUAGAAGACUGUUUAUAUACAUAUGUCUAUAGUCUUUUCCACUAAGAAAAAAUGUUUCCAGUUCGAUCAUCAUUCGUCGGAAGACAGUAGUAUUAUUUGCCGUAUUAAUUGAUUCUGGUCAACUUCGCAGGCGACUGAGUAGCUAGUUCGUUUAUCAGAAAAAUGCAUAGGUUUUUGUUGGCUGCAGAAUCAUCAUAAUAUAAUAAUAUAGAGUCAAGGCUAUUUGGAAUUUGGUGGAAGAAAAUGUUUCAGCCAAAUAUGUUUGAAACCACGCAUCAUCAUCAUCAUCACUUAAUGGAUAUAAGCCACAAUAAAAGCAUUUCUGAAAGUGAUCAGUUGGGUUUGGGGGCCAACUUGAGAGACGAUGAUCUUGAGACUAAAUCAGGUACGGAAUUAAUCAUGGAAGCUGAUCCAUCUGGAGAUGAUGAACUAGAUCCAACUCAAAAAUCAAAAAGGAAACGUUAUCAUCGUCACACCCAACGUCAAAUCCAGGAAAUGGAAGCAUUCUUUAAGGAGUGCCCUCACCCAGAUGACAAGCAGAGAAAGGAGCUUAGCCGUGAGUUAGGUUUAGAGCCUUUACAAGUCAAAUUUUGGUUCCAAAAUAAACGAACUCAAAUGAAGGCUCAACACGAACGCCAUGAAAACUCAAUUCUGAAAGCUGAGAACGAUAAGCUUAGAGCUGAGAACAAUAGGUACAAGGAAGCCUUGAGUAACGCCACAUGCCCUAACUGUGGAGGACCAGCCGCACUAGGCGAAAUGUCAUUUGAUGAACAACAUUUAAGGAUAGAAAAUGCUCGUCUAAGAGAAGAGAUUGAUAGGAUAUCUGGGAUUGCGGCUAAAUAUGCGGGAAAGCCGUUAUCUUCAUUUUCUCACCUUUCGUCUCACGCUUCUCGUACUCUUGACAUUUCGGGUGUUGGAAAUUUCGGGUCUCAGUCGGGUUUCGUGGGCGAAAUGUUUGGUGCUACUGGUGAUCUACUGAGGUCAGUUUCAGUCCCUACCGAAGCUGAUAAACCAAUAAUAGUUGAGUUAGCUGUUGCAGCUAUGGAGGAACUUAUUAGAAUGGCCCAAGCUGGUGACCCUUUAUGGAUUCCUGCCCAUCAUGACAAUAACUCCAUUAGUGGUGGUAAUAAUAGCACUGAAAUUUUAAACGAGGAUGAGUACUUGAGGACUUUCCCUAGGGGAAUUGGGCCUAAACCACUUGGCAUGAAAUCUGAAGCCUCAAGAGAAACAAAUGUGGUCAUUAUGAAUCAUACUAAUCUUGUUGAGAUUCUUAUGGAUGUGAACCAAUGGUCGACCAUAUUUUGUGGAAUUGUUUCAAGAGCUAUGACUCUGGAUAUCCUCUCAACUGGAGUAGCAGGGAACUACAAUGGAGCAUUACAAGUGAUGACAGCUGAGUUCCAAGUCCCUUCACCACUUGUUCCAACGAGAGAGAAUUACUUCGUUAGGUACUGUAAACAACAUGGCGAUGGAACUUGGGCAGUGGUUGAUGUUUCCUUGGACAAUUUACGCCCAAGUCCCAUUUCCAGGAGCCGAAGAAGGCCAUCUGGUUGCCUAAUCCAAGAAUUGCCAAAUGGAUAUUCAAAGGUUACUUGGGUGGAACAUGUUGAAGUGGAUGAUAGAGCUGUUCACAACAUCUACAAACCGCUAGUUAACUCGGGUAUUGCCUUUGGAGCAAAGCGUUGGGUAGCUACAUUGGAUAGACAGUGUGAACGACUUGCAAGCUCAAUGGCCAGUAACAUUCCUGCUGGAGAUCUCUGUGUGAUAACAAGCCCUGAUGGAAGGAAAAGUAUGCUGAAGCUAGCGGAGAGAAUGGUGAUGAGCUUUUGUGUGGGCGUUGGUGCUUCAACUGCUCAUGCUUGGACGACACUGUCGGCAACGGGUUCUGAUGAUGUAAGGGUCAUGACCAGAAAGAGCAUGGAUGACCCGGGUCGGCCUCCCGGCAUUGUCCUAAGUGCCGCUACUUCAUUCUGGCUUCCCGUUCCACCCAAGCGAGUUUUCGAUUUUCUAAGGGACGAGAACUCUCGAAGUGAGUGGGAUAUUCUCUCUAAUGGUGGACUAGUUCAAGAGAUGGCUCAUAUAGCCAAUGGGCGUGAUCCGGGCAACUGUGUCUCCUUACUACGCGUAAAUAGUGCAAAUUCUAGCCAGAGCAACAUGCUGAUACUUCAAGAGAGUUGUACUGACUCAACGGGGUCUUAUGUGAUUUAUGCACCAGUUGAUAUAGUUGCGAUGAAUGUGGUAUUAAGUGGAGGAGACCCUGAUUACGUGGCACUCUUGCCAUCUGGCUUUGCCAUCCUUCCUGAUGGGCCUGCUAAUAACAAUAAUAAUAUUAAUAAUAAUAAUAAUAACAGCCAUAAUUCUGGUAUCAUUAAUAAUAAUGGACCAGCUGGAUCAGGAAUCGUUGAGGUUGGUUCGGGUGGCUCAUUACUCACUGUGGCUUUUCAAAUCUUAGUAGAUUCGGUUCCCACCGCAAAACUUUCCCUUGGUUCAGUUGCAACAGUUAACAACUUGAUUAAGUGCACUGUUGAAAGGAUCAGAGCUGCUGUCACCUCUGAAAAUGUUCAAUGAUAUUGAGGUAAAGGCUUCUUAUGAUGUCCUGAGAUGAUGGUGAUCGAGCAUUUAGUGACUACAUCAGAAUUAAUGGAAAGUAUGAACUAAGUUAAUUAGUCUUAGUUUGAUUAAUUAUUAGGAUCUUAAUUAUUACGAGGUAUAAAAGAAGGAAGUCAAGAACGCACCUUAGAAAAUAUAUCCUUGUUGUGUUGAUGAUCGAUGAUGAGGACAACAAAGUUGGAGAAUGGAGAGACUAUUUUGUGGGGGAAAUGCAAUUAAGGAUAAUGGGUUCGGGCAUUGACUUCGAAAUAUCAAAUUAAGUAGACUCAUGACGUAUGUACGGCCUUUUAAUUAUUGUUUAUAAUAAAUUUUAAGUUUCAAUAACUUUUGCUUAAUUAAUUUUAGGCCCUUUUUGGUUUAAUUAUAAUUAGUUGAAAAUGUACUAAUAUUAUGUCAUAUGUGACUCAGGAUCCUUAUUAAUGUAGAUCACAUUAUUUAGUAUUUCAAUUAAUUAAUUAAUGUCUUUUAUUUCAAA
This is a messenger RNA of Cannabis sativa, 3820 nucleotides long. Its product is annotated as homeobox-leucine zipper protein PROTODERMAL FACTOR 2. Bases 982 to 3303 code for a protein of 773 amino acids. Gene Ontology annotation, biological process: regulation of DNA-templated transcription. The transcript is spliced from 12 exons. Gene Ontology annotation, molecular function: DNA binding; DNA-binding transcription factor activity, RNA polymerase II-specific; lipid binding. NCBI's taxonomy places the organism in Eukaryota, Viridiplantae, Streptophyta, Magnoliopsida, Rosales, Cannabaceae. The record is from RefSeq and is a predicted model, not a curated record.